This is a messenger RNA of Nasonia vitripennis (jewel wasp), 537 nucleotides long. Its product is annotated as testisin-like. Gene Ontology annotation, molecular function: serine-type endopeptidase activity. Gene Ontology annotation, biological process: proteolysis. Lineage: Eukaryota; Metazoa; Arthropoda; Insecta; Hymenoptera; Pteromalidae. The record is from RefSeq and is a predicted model, not a curated record. Bases 1 to 537 code for a protein of 178 amino acids. The transcript has 3 exons.
AUGUUGUUCCUUGAUCCGCUGAUCAGUGAUCGGCACGUCCUAACAGCUGAGCACUGUUUGGAAGACGACGUCGGGGGUCUACUCGAUUACAACGAUCGCGACCUCUUUGUACUUGCUGGUACGCACGAUUUGUUACAGGGCGGCAGAAGAGUCGAAAUCGGUUCCUGGAUCACUUACAAAGAGUGGGCCCUGAAAUAUGGCAAAGAACUUCUGAGGUACAUAUCGGAGGAAUACGAUGUGGCGGUUUUGAAGCUGAGCAGCCCAGUGAGAGGCAUAAAGCCAGGCACUUUGUCAGCUCUGACGGAAGAACAGAUAGCGGGCACCGAGACCAUAUUGGCCGGCUGGGGUGCGAUAAAUACAAAUCGUGUACCAAGGAUCAUGCAAACUAGCCGAGUAACCGUCGCAUCGAGCAAAAAGUGUCAGAACAAUUUUCACGUAUUUAAUCCAAAAGCAAAGCUGUUCGAUCACGUGUUCAUCGACAAGCUCGAAAUCGUCGCGGUCAACAUGGCCACCUGGCCAAGAAAGAAAAUCCUCUGA